AUGGCUUCCCCCCGUCCUCCGCACAACUUUGGUCCUCAAGGUUAUUCGCUUCCUAAUGGUGCCUCUGGUCCAGUACCGGGAGCCACCCCUCUCCUCCCCAACAAUGGACGAAUCAUCCAAAACGGUCCUGUAAGAGUGCUGUGUAUUGCAGAUGUGCGAGGGGGAAAAAAGCCCACGGAGAAUAAGCUAACCGGAGACAUUACCUUUUUUUUUGUGUGGAAUCUGAAGUCUUUGAAUGAACUGGCCAAACAAGCCCGCGCAGACCACAUCAUUCACACUGGUGACUUCGGUUUUUAUGAUGACACCUCACUGGAACGAAUUGCGGAUAAGACCCUCAAGCACGUGGCCCAAUACUCUCCCCUGCUCCCCGAAAGUGUGAAACGCACCAUUGCUCAGACACCUCCCCAGCAGUCCAUCAAGCAACGCUUCACGCCAGACCAGCUACCCCUCUCAGAGCUUCCCAUGCUGCUGGAUAAGCGGCUGACCCUCGAUGUUCCUGUAUACACUGUCUGGGGUGCUUGUGAGGAUGUGCGGGUGCUAGAGAAGUUCCGAUCGGGCGAGUACAAGGUGGACAAGCUACACAUCAUCGACGAGGCCAACUCCCGAUUGCUGGACAUAGGCGGUGUCAAGCUACGACUACUGGGUCUAGGAGGUGCGGUGGUGAUGCACAAGCUGUUCGACAAUGGCGAAGGCAAGACUACCAUUGCAGGAGGCCAGGGUACGAUGUGGACGACUUUGUUGCAGAUGGGUGAGCUGAUUGAUACCGCCAACCGGGUAUACGAUCCGUCCGAAACUCGUAUAUUCGUUACCCACGCUUCCCCGGCCCGAGAAGGGAUGUUGAAUCAGGUUUCCGUGACCCUCAAGGCAGAUUUCUCCAUUUCUGCUGGUCUCCAUUUCCGCUAUGGUUCUUCCUACAACGAGUUCUCCGUGAACCCCUCUCUAGACCACUACCGGGGCAAGCUGGCUGCCUCGAAGGCUUCUUUCAAUGACGUGUGGGAGACGGUGCGAGGUGAAGUUGAGGCUGCUAUUUCUUCGAACGAGGCUCAGAAGACACUUCUGGACAAUGCACUUGGUGUGGUGGAGAAGAUGCCAACUGUUGCCAAUGGUGGGAACCCGUUCGGUGGACCUACCAACCCCGGUAGUGCUAGCGGUCAGGUAGAUGAGAGCGCUUUCAAGAACAUGUGGAACUUCAACCUUGCAGAUGCGGCGUUCGGGUUCUUGGUCCUCGAGGUCGAGUCCGGCCGUAUUGGUACAGAAAUGCGUGCCCAAGGCUUCAACUUCGCUCACCGUAGUGGCAAGCCCCCAGUUGCAGGUGCCGUCCAGCCUGCCGCUCCUGUCUCCGCUGGUGCUCCUGCUGGCAUGCCUUCCCCCGCAGCUCGCCCUUCCAGCACAGCUCCUCAGUUUGGCCAGGCUCAGCCCAUUCCUACUCGUGCUCCCCCGGCUCAGCAGCCUGUCCCAGUCAAGGGGCCUGCUAUCCCAGCUCGCACUUCCCCAGCCCCUGUCAUUCCUAAGUCUGUAACUCCUCAGCCUACCAGUGGUGCUGCUUCUCUCCCCGCUGCUUCCCAAACCACAGAGUCGCCCGACAUCUCUGUCAUAACCGAGGCCAACGGCGCCCCCCAGCCCGAGAAGUCUGCUGAAUCGCCUCUACCCAAGACCGAAAGAAAGCAAAGUAACGGUCUCUUCGUGUCAAACGUCGAAAACGAGCAGGCUGCUCGCGAGCUCUUCGCAGAGGAGGACAAGGCCAAGGUGCUUAAAAUCGAGAAAUGGGGCAAGUAUAACCACGUCGUUACCUUCGCAACCGUUGAAGAGGCCAAGGCUGCUCUCGAUCGUCUCCCCAUCGAAUACAAGAAGUCCAGCGGCCCAGGUCAACCCCGUAAACCCAAUGUCAAGUUCUUUGAAGACCGUGGCAGCCAUCGUGGCAACGCCGGUACCUGGCAAAGCAGCAGCCGCGGCGGCAGCAACACAUCACAGCGUGGAUAUCAAAGCGGAGGGGCUAGUGAUAGUGAAACCGGACGCGGACGCGGUUUUGGCGGACGUGGUGGCCGGGGUCGCGGGGAUCGAGGCGGGCGUGGUGGACGAGGAGGCCGCGGCGGUUUCGGCAAGACAUCAGGCCCAUCGGACUCUGCUCCCUCAACAUCCACACCCUCUGGCGACAAGCCAGCUGCUUCUGGUGACGUCUAA
Molecule: messenger RNA, 2181 nt
Organism: Aspergillus ochraceoroseus IBT 24754
Lineage: Eukaryota; Fungi; Ascomycota; Eurotiomycetes; Eurotiales; Aspergillaceae
Exons: 5
Coding region: 1-2181 (726 amino acids)
Source: RefSeq, a predicted model, not a curated record